Aplysia californica (California sea hare) is the source of this 1969-nucleotide messenger RNA. Its product is annotated as NF-kappa-B inhibitor cactus. The record is from RefSeq and is a predicted model, not a curated record. Gene Ontology annotation, molecular function: protein binding. Lineage: Eukaryota; Metazoa; Mollusca; Gastropoda; Aplysiida; Aplysiidae. Bases 253 to 1455 code for a protein of 400 amino acids. The transcript is spliced from 2 exons.
CGCGCACAAGGGGUUCUUGGGUUUUCCCACAGGCAACUCGACUGCGUGAAAACCCAGUCUCGCUGUGAAGAUAUAAAACCACGACUUUUCUCUUUCGUUCGCCCUCACAGUUGAAAUCAACAGUUGAUACAGCAAAGUGGGAGAUUUGUGUUGGAAAAUCUACUAAAGUACAGUGUUUAGGAGGACAUUAUUGAAGUAUUAUUAAUUCUUCUUCUCUGUAAACGGCUACGGAUAUUUGACCAAGACCCAAGCAUGCACGACAGCGACAAGUUCAAAACGAUGGAAGAAUCCAAACUCUCCCCAACUGUCUUCCGCUCAGACUCAGACAUAUCCACAGAUGGAGGGGACGAGCAGAUCGACUCGGGGAUAGACUCCAUAGAUCUCCACCGCUCAGAUAUGGCGCGCGCCUGCCCGCUAGGGGCGCUGGAAGACAUCGACGAAGACCAGGAGAAACACAACCUGGGCUCCAUAGACCUGAACAAAGCGCUGUCCGCCAUGAACAUAGACGGAGAGAGUCCGACGCCGGCCAAGGACAAAGACUCCGGCGUGUACAUGAGUUUUGUCAGCAACAACAGCGAGGAGUUGGGCCAGUUCAUCUCCAACUCCGUCGACGAUUUCGUGACGUUGGACGAUUCUUGUAAACGGUCGUUUAUGGAGGUGGAGGGCGGGGACGCCUUAACGCCCGAGCACGUGACUCCGGAGCAGAUCAAAGACUUUGUGGCCACAGACGAUAACGGCGAUAGUCUCCUCAACGUGUGCAUCAUCAACCACAGAACAGAGGAGUCCUUGACCCUCAUCAACAUGGCGCCAGACUACGACUGGCUCAACAUUCCCAACACCACCUGGCAGACGCCGCUCCACCUCGCCGCCUCCACAGGCCAGGAAGACAUUGUCCGUCGUCUCAUCUGUGCCGGGGCGAAUGUGCUCAUGCAGGACCACAGGGGCAACACCCCGCUACACUGCGCAUGUGCACACGGGUACGAACAGGUCGUGCGACACUUCCUGGUUCCGGUACAUUACGAGGAGACCCGGCAGAACCGUUACAAGAUCCCGUUCCAGAGACUGCCUCAGUGCUCCGGGGUUCGGAACUACGAGGGGGACACUUGCCUUCACAUCGCCGCCAAAUCAAGGAACCUCACCAUCAUGCGUAUGCUGUUGGAAGCCGGGGCGGACCCCAAUGUGGGAGAGGGAAAAGCUGGGAGGACGGUGCUCCAUCUGGCGGCAGAGAGCGGCGACGAGGCGAUGGUGCGCAUGCUCAUAGGCAAGAGGAAAGUGGAUCUCAAUGCUCUGGACUACGCGCGAAGAACGCCGGCUCGUUUGGCAUACGGGCGGGUGAAGCUUGGCAUCGUGGCGUUGUUGGAGCGACAUGGCGCCUCUGUGGUGGAGCUCAGCGACAGUUCCGACAGCGACUGGCACGAGGUGGAGAUGGAGUGCCGCUACCACGCCUCCGGCUGACCUCUGAACCCUUGAACUCUGAACUCUUAGCCCUGAACCCCCAUGCUCCCACCCGUGGCAUAUCGAGACACGAGAGACCCGGGAGUCUGAGAGCUGUACAAGGCGAUAGGCGAGGUCCCCCACCCCCCUACCACCCAUCGCGACCAUCCUCAUUUUCUGAAAGACAGAAUGGAAGGCCCUGGUUCGAAUCACGUCAGCAGAGGCUGUUAGUGUAUGUGACCCUAGAUUGAGUGUGUGUGUGGGGGGGGGGGGUCGGCUGAAGGCUGGUCACACCCCCUCUACUCCUACGUAUCGCGGACUGACAAUGCUUACAAGGAGACCCGCUUAAAAAGACAUGAAAUGCAUUGCAAAGUGUUUCAACAACAACAACAACAACACAAACAGCAACAACAACAAGUACAAGAGCAACAAAAACAACAGCAACAACAAUAACAAGAGGAACAACAACAACAACAACACGUACAAUAACAACAACAACACUUGCUUGAGGCUGGAGGAACAAAAGAGGCGGGAA